Molecule: messenger RNA, 394 nt
Organism: Cimex lectularius (bed bug)
Lineage: Eukaryota; Metazoa; Arthropoda; Insecta; Hemiptera; Cimicidae
Product: defensin-like
Exons: 2
Coding region: 49-330 (93 amino acids)
Biological process (GO): defense response to bacterium; humoral immune response
Source: RefSeq, a predicted model, not a curated record
GGAUCAGGUAAUUAAUAUUUCCUUGACGAUUUCAGGAUAGACAUCAGGAUGAAAGUAGCAAUUUUUCUAACCUUCUUCUUAAUUGGCGUGGCUUACUCCGUCCCCACAUGGCAGGAAGAACACGACCUGCACGACGAAGAAAUCUGGGAACCCGCCGACCCCCAGCCUCUCGUCGAACAUCAUGCCAGAUUUAAAAGAGCGACCUGCGAUUUGUUCAGCUUCCACUCCAAAUGGUUGACACCUAACCACGCAGCAUGUGCAGCUCACUGCAUAGUUUUGGGAAACAGAGGAGGGUAUUGUAAAGGCACAAUCUGCCAUUGCCGCAAAUAAUUAAUAAUUUUAAAUAUCCAUUACGUUUUCCUAAUAAACCUUUCAUAAAUUUGACGAACUUUAA